This is a messenger RNA of Chinchilla lanigera (long-tailed chinchilla), 698 nucleotides long. It is a transcript of the gene Dpy30, whose product is annotated as dpy-30 histone methyltransferase complex regulatory subunit. The transcript has 5 exons. Gene Ontology annotation, cellular component: Set1C/COMPASS complex. The record is from RefSeq and is a predicted model, not a curated record. Lineage: Eukaryota; Metazoa; Chordata; Mammalia; Rodentia; Chinchillidae. Bases 133 to 432 code for a protein of 99 amino acids.
CGACAGUCGUGCGACAUCCGUCACUUACGGCCGGAGCGGUUAGCGCUGGGAGUUAGUGGCGCGGUGCAGGACCCUUAGGAACGGACAGCUUGGGCGCGACUGGUAUCCGGGGACUGGUUUUCAGGGUCCGCCAUGGAGCCAGAGCAGAUGCUGGAGGGACAGACGCAGGUUGCAGAGAAUCCUCACUCCGAGUACGGCUUGACAGACAACGUUGAGAGGAUAGUAGAAAAUGAGAAGAUUAAUGCAGAAAAGUCAUCAAAACAGAAGGUGGAUCUACAGUCCUUGCCAACUCGUGCCUACCUGGAUCAGACAGUUGUGCCUAUCUUGUUACAGGGACUUGCUGUGCUCGCGAAGGAAAGACCACCAAAUCCCAUUGAAUUUCUAGCAUCUUAUCUUUUAAAAAACAAGGCACAGUUUGAAGAUCGAAACUGACGUAUUGGGAAGAACAGAAAAAUCUGGUUGCUACUGUAGAUUUACAUGAUUAAGAGGCAGCUUUAAUUGCCACAAUUUUCCCUCCUUUUUGGAAUUAUAAGAACCUUCAGGACAAAAGAAAUUAUUUCCAGAAGAGAACAUAUUUCCCCUAUUUUGAUUUAAUCACCAUACUUAUUUAAUGAGCAUAUUCUGUGCAAUUUUUUCGCAGAUUGUCUUUAACUUUGUUUUUAAAAUGACCUUCAAAAUAAAUUGUCGAAAUGCCAGUA